AUGGUUAUUAUACCGGAGGAUGAGCCACUUAUGGAUGUUGAUCCUAUUUCUGUCGUAUAUUCAGAAAAUAGUCAGAGCCAUGGUCGUGGUUGUGGUCGUGGUGGUGGCUGUGACCAUGGUCGUGAUCAUGGUCAUGACUGUGGUUGUGGUCGACAAAAUUGUAGUUUAAGAGACCAGAGAAACUUUCAUGAUGGUGAAGGUGCCCAAAAUAAUGAAACAAGAAUGGUUAUUAUACGAGAGGAUGAGCCGCUUAUAGAUGCUGUUCCUAUUUCUGUCGUAUAUUCAGAAAGCAGUCAGACAUAUGGUCGUGGUCGUGGCCGUGGCCGUAGCCGUGGUCGUAAUCAUAGUUGUGGUCGUGGCCGUGGUCGUGGUAGACAAAAUCGUAGCUUGAGAAACCAGAACACAAACACUAUAUGGGAUAGUCAUAUGUUUUCAAAUUCAAUGAUUGAUUCAACAAGUGCUCAAGCUGGUCAUACUCACUUUAUAUCUACUGAGGAAAAUGCACCAAUUCAACCAUCUUCUGCAAACAAUGUGGAAGUUGAAGUUGUUAAUUUAGAGAAUGAUAUUGAAAUAGAUGAAACUGAUUUUCAAAAUCAAAUUGCUUACAUCAACCGUUAUUCUGGUACGGAUAAUGGUUCUAAAUAG
Molecule: messenger RNA, 645 nt
Organism: Eutrema salsugineum
Lineage: Eukaryota; Viridiplantae; Streptophyta; Magnoliopsida; Brassicales; Brassicaceae
Exons: 6
Coding region: 1-645 (214 amino acids)
Source: RefSeq, a predicted model, not a curated record